AUGAGUGACAUGCUGUUCAGACUAGAUGAUCCUCGUCUUGGAAAGAUAAUUAAACACCGAGCAGACAUCUCUGGUACAAAAUCUAAAGACGACAUCUCUAUUGGCUUUAUUGGUUUUCCUAAUGAUGAAGGCGUUCGCCGAAACUUGGGUCGUAUUGGUUCCGCCCAAGGACCCGGAGUUAUCAGAGAACUUUUGCCUAAACUUGGUUGUCUAAUUAAUCGCGAGUUCAAUGUUGAUUUAUCAGGUUAUUUAAUUUUAAUUUAA
This is a messenger RNA of Protopolystoma xenopodis, 264 nucleotides long. The record is from the annotation of a GenBank genome assembly. NCBI's taxonomy places the organism in Eukaryota, Metazoa, Platyhelminthes, Monogenea, Polystomatidea, Polystomatidae.